Molecule: messenger RNA, 995 nt
Organism: Haliotis rubra (blacklip abalone)
Lineage: Eukaryota; Metazoa; Mollusca; Gastropoda; Lepetellida; Haliotidae
Product: telomerase reverse transcriptase-like
Exons: 9
Coding region: 39-638 (199 amino acids)
Biological process (GO): telomere maintenance via telomerase
Cellular component (GO): telomerase catalytic core complex
Molecular function (GO): telomerase RNA binding; telomeric repeat DNA binding
Source: RefSeq, a predicted model, not a curated record
UUCCUUCUGUAGACAGUGACGAGUUUCCUUGGUGUGGGAUGCUGUUCAACACACAGACCGUGGAGGUGAUGGUGGACUACAACAGAUAUGCUGGGCAAGCCAUCCGAGAUACGAUCACGAUAGAUUUCUCUGCCCAGCCUGGUGCCUCCAUGAAGAACAAGCUGCUAAUGUUCUUGAGGCAAAAGUGUCAGGGGCUGUACAUGGAUCCGCAGAUCAACAGCGUAACGAGGAGGAUCGUCAGCACCUACAGGGUGUUCCUGUUGGCCGCCUACAAGCUGCACUGCUUCAUCCUCAACUCUUGGCCAGCCAGACGCCGGAACAACCAUCGCUUCCUGAUAGAAGUCAUCCUCAACCUUGCCAGCUACCUUCAUUUCAAGGUCAAGGCCAAUGUGACGCAAGCCACAGACAAGGAUGGGGGCACAUCGCUGUUACCAUUGCCUCUUGUGAAGUGGCUGUGUGUGCAGGCCCACGUGGUGAAACUCCAGCAGCACCACUCCAUGUACAGCUCCCUGCUCACCUCGCUCAAGGCCUACAGGAAGGGCUUCUGGAGGAGGAUGAUCCCCCAGCACAGGUGUGAGGUGGAGGUCCUCAAAAAGAAUCCCAUCCCUGUAGAGUUCCAACAGAUCCUGGAGAGGUGAUCAGACAUGUGCGAUACUGUAGAUGCUGAGUGGUGAUAUAUCUGAAUAUAGGGACAUGUUUUGUCAUGUUAUAUCUGCUUGUCAUGGAGAACCGAUCAAUCAUGUUAUAUCUGCAUGUCAUGGAGAACCAAUCAAUCAUGUUAUAUCUGCAUGUCAUGGAGAACCAAUCAAUCAUGUUAUAUCUGCAUGUCAUGGAGAACCAAUCAAUCAUGUUAUAUCUGCAUGUCAUGGAGAACCAAUCAAUCAUGUUAUAUCUGCAUGUCAUGGAGAACCGAUCAAUCAUGUUAUAUCUGCAUGUCAUGGAGAACCAAUCAAUCAUGUUAUAUCUGCAUGUCAUGGAGAACCGAUCAAUCAUGU